AAUAUAUGAACUGUUUUCUUAUGUGGCCUGUCCAAUUGUUGGUGAGGAUGAAAAAAAGUUGUAAACCUACUUUCUUUUUCUAUCUAUCUCCGUUUUCACGUAACCAACUUCUUUGUCUUCUCUUCUUUUUCAAAUCAAGAUAAUGAAAUAAGGAAACAAAAGUUUACAAGUUUUCAGAAAAACAAUGGCUAAUGCAAAGGAAACAACGUUUUAUAUAACAAUCUCUGUGGUUGCUUUUGUCAUUGGCAAAAUCGUAAUCGCUCUUCUUUUCUACAAGAGAUGGAAGAGAAAGCACACAAUUCAUGAAAAUGGAUUUCCAGUCAAAGGAGGAGGAAAAAUGGUGAUGUUUAGAUCUCAAUUACUUAACUCUGUUUCCUCCGACAUGUUUAUGAAGAAGACACAUAAACUAAGCAACAAAGACAUUCUUGGUUCUGGAGGAUUUGGAACUGUGUACAGAUUAGUCAUUGAUGAUUCAACUACUUUUGCUGUGAAGAGGCUAAACAGAGGAACUUCUGAGAGAGACAGAGGGUUUCAUAGAGAGUUAGAAGCAAUGGCUGAUAUAAAACACAGAAACAUUGUAACUCUUCAUGGCUACUUUACUUCUCCACAUUACAAUCUUCUCAUCUAUGAGCUCAUGCCUAAUGGGAGCUUGGAUUCUUUUCUACACGGAAGAAAAGCUUUGGAUUGGGCGUCGAGAUAUAGAAUCGCAGUAGGAGCGGCUAGAGGGAUUUCGUACCUUCACCAUGAUUGCAUUCCUCACAUUAUCCAUAGAGACAUCAAAUCUAGCAACAUACUUCUUGAUCACAACAUGGAAGCUAGGGUUUCUGAUUUCGGUUUAGCCACUUUGAUGGAGCCAGACAAGACUCAUGUUUCGACUUUUGUGGCUGGAACAUUCGGAUAUUUAGCUCCUGAGUAUUUCGAUACUGGAAAAGCGACAAUGAAAGGAGAUGUUUACAGUUUCGGAGUUGUUCUGUUGGAGCUUUUAACUGGAAGAAAACCAACAGAUGACGAGUUUUUCGAAGAAGGAACAAAGCUUGUUACUUGGGUAUAAAGUUAUCUAUCUAUUUUCCUUGUAUAAGUUAUUAAUCUUGUUUGGUUUCAAGCGACGUCGUUGUGGUGUGUAAUUGUAUACAGGUUAAAGGAGUGGUAAGAGACCAAAGAGAAGAGGUGGUGAUAGAUAACCGAUUAAGAGGAUCAUCGGUUCAAGAGAAUGAAGAGAUGAACGAUGUGUUUGGUAUAGCGAUGAUGUGUCUUGAACCCGAACCAGCAAUUAGACCAGCCAUGACUGAGGUUGUCAAAUUGCUCGAAUACAUCAAACUUUCCACACGUUCCUCUUUUUGAUGUUUCUCUUGUCAAGAAAAAUAAUCAAAUUCAGUUCCAAAAUAAAGUUUUGCUGAAGAAAAAGAUUUCGAGAUCUGCUUCUUUGAAAAGCUAAAUUGUAAUUUAAUACUCCAUAUUAGUAUAGUAAAGAUUAUUUAUAAUUGAUUUGUUUUAGUAUGGAAUAAAGGAUUAUUACACACAAAAAAGCC
Messenger RNA from Arabidopsis thaliana (thale cress), 1529 nucleotides. Its product is annotated as Protein kinase superfamily protein. The coding region runs from base 185 to 1051 and encodes 288 amino acids. Gene Ontology annotation, molecular function: protein serine/threonine kinase activity; protein kinase activity; protein serine kinase activity. The record is from RefSeq and is marked reviewed. NCBI's taxonomy places the organism in Eukaryota, Viridiplantae, Streptophyta, Magnoliopsida, Brassicales, Brassicaceae. The transcript has 4 exons. Gene Ontology annotation, cellular component: plasma membrane.